Candidula unifasciata is the source of this 6326-nucleotide messenger RNA. The record is from the annotation of a GenBank genome assembly. NCBI's taxonomy places the organism in Eukaryota, Metazoa, Mollusca, Gastropoda, Stylommatophora, Geomitridae.
AUACUCCUGAGGCACCAAGAGAUCUAGUAAUCUCCAAAUAUGACAGGUUCUCUGUCACUUUGAGUUGGAAGGAGCCACACGAUGAUGGUGGAAAUCCAAUCAAAGGAUAUAUAAUUGAGAAGAAAGAAAAAGGAAAAGAAUGGACAAAGGCUUCAACAUUCCCAGUUCCAGAGAUGACAUACUGUGUCACAACGUUAAAAGAGGGAUCAGAGUAUGAAUUUCGAGUCAUGGCUGUCAAUGAUGGAGGUCCUGGCAAACCUAGCAAAGCCACACCAAAACACAUUGUUCGAGAUCCUGUCUUCCCUGCUGGUGCUCCGAACACACCCAACGUGGAUAAAAUCACCAAAAACUCUGUUGCUCUCUCAUGGACCAAGCCAGCCAACGAUGGAGGUAGUAAACUCACUGGUUAUGUCAUUGAGAAGAAAAAGAAAGGUGAGGAUUGGAUAGAAUGUGCCAGUGUACCAGCCAACCAGCUCGCUGCAACAGUGCCAAAUUUAAAGGAAGGCGAUGAGUACCAGUUUCGAGUUCGAGCUGACAAUGCUGCAGGUUCAGGAGAACCCAGUAAACCUACGAGUGCUGUCACAGUACGGGACCAGCCUGAAAAACCUAGAUUUGAUGUAACAGGGGUUAAGGACAUCAACGUAAAAGCUGGCCAAGAAUUCACUGUUAAGGUGCCAUACACUGGCACCCCCAAGCCAACAGCUAAAUGGACUCUUGAUGGUAACGAUGUUUCUGAUGCCCCACGAGUAACUGUGACGCUGACAGACACUCAUGCAAUACUCUAUUGUGCCAAGGCUAAACGUGAUGAUGCUGGAAAAUAUCAGCUAACUUUGAAUAACAGUGAAGGAGCAGAGUCUAUUAAUGUUAAUGUUAAUGUUUUAGAUAAGCCAGCACCGCCACAAGGACCACUGGAAGCCAGUGAAAUAGAUGGAGAAUCACUUACUUUAACCUGGAAGCCACCAAAAGAUGAUGGUGGGGAGAAAAUUGGUAACUACAUUGUGGAAAAGAGGAAGGCUGGAACUAAUCGCUGGCAGAAAGUUAGCAGCUUUCUGUCUAAGCCAACCUGCCAGGUCAGAAAUUUGGAGCCAGGAACUAAGUAUGAAUUUAGAGUUGCUGCUGAAAAUCCACAAGGUGUCAGUGAAUAUUUGGAAACGGAUACACCUGUGCUGGCCAAAUAUGCAUUCGAUGCCCCAGAGGCACCAAGUGCCCCCGGAUGUACUGGCACCACAGAGGAUUCUAUUACUCUCACCUGGAAUCCACCCAAGAAAGAUGGUGGGUCACCCAUCACAAGUUAUGUGCUGGAGAAGAAGGAGAAAGGGGAUCAAAAAUGGACCAAGGCCAAUCUGACAGAAAUUCUAGACACAGAGUUCACAGUCAAGGGACUGCAGGAAGGCAAAGAGUAUGAGUUCCGGGUUGCUGCAGUUAACAACGCUGGCAUUGGAGAUUUCAGUGAAGGCAGUGGCAAUAUUAAAGCACAACCUCCGCCAUCUGCUCCAAGAAUAAACCGUGACCUCAUGCCAUCAGCUAAAGACAUCAAGGCUAAAGUUGGAGAGGAAUUCAAAAUUGUUAUCCCAUAUAGUGGCAACCCAAUACCUACAGUAUCCUGGACCCACGGUGGCUUGCCAGUCCAAGAAAACAGCCGCAUUAAGUUCGAAAUCAAGCCAGAUUCUAUCACAUUGAAAUGCAAAAGUGCCGAGCUGAAGGAUGCUGGGAAAUACUCUCUGAUUUUAACCAAUGAAAAGGGAUCUGAUAGCAUAGCCAUGAAUGUCAUUGUUGUAGAUGCUCCAGGACAACCUGAGGGUCCCUUGGAGGUGUCUGACGUGACACCAGAAUCUAUGACACUUUCAUGGAAUCCUCCAAAGGAGGAUGGUGGUAGCUCAGUCAGUAACUACAUCGUUGAAAAACAGGACAAGGCCACUGGCAGAUGGGAGCCUGUUAGUAAGUUUGUCCGUGGAACAAAGUAUGAAGUUCUGGGUCUGACACCAGGCCAUGCCUACAACUUCCGUGUCAGUGCUGAGAAUGAACACGGAGUUGGAGAACCUCUAGAGACUGUAUUCUCCACAGUUGCUCAGCAUCAAUUCACCACACCAGAAUCUCCUGUGCAAGUAGCUGUUGAUGAUGUUGAUGAGGCAUCUGUGACCUUGAAGUGGAGCAAACCAAAGAGUGACGGAGGCAAGAAGCUGGAUGGUUAUGUUAUAGAGUACAAAGAACCUUCCUCCAAUAGAUGGAAAACCUACAAUGAAGUUCCACUAAAGGAGACUAUGGCAACAGUUAAAGGGCUAGAAAAUGACACCGAGUAUGAAUUCCGUGUCAGAGCUAAGAAUGCUGCUGGCUUGGGCAUCCCCAGUGAUAGCACAGGACCAGUUCAUGUCAAGCCUAAAUACAGCAAGCCAUCUGUUCCUGGAGUUCCUGAGGCAGCAAAGGUUGGAAAGACAUUUGUAGAACUGAAGUGGGAUAAACCAAGAAACGAUGGUGGCUCUAAAAUCACAGGCUACGUUAUUGAGAAACGAGAAAAAGGAAUGUCAUUAUGGACAAAAGCUAAUGAGUACCCAGUGACUGAUAACAAUUUCACAGUUUCUGGUUUGCCUGAAAACUCUGAGUAUGAGUUCCGUAUUGCUGCCAUUAAUGCAGCUGGCACUGGGGAAGCAAGUCUGCCAUGUGCUCCAAUAAAAAUCAAGGAGAAAAUUGCGGGUCAUGCUCCUUAUUUUGUCAAGAAGCUCCACAAUGUCAAGGCUGCUCUUGGAGGUGAAGCCGUGUUAAGUGUAGAGGUCACAGGGUCACCAACACCCGAAGUUCUAUGGUUCAAGAAUGGCACUGAAGUUGGCUCUGCUGGUAGAAACAGGAUCAAAGUUGAUGGAGAUAUUCAUACACUCAUCAUCAGUGAAAUCUAUGACAAGGAUGCUGGAGACAUUGUGUGUGAGGUCAAGAAUCCACUGGGACGGGAAACAUGCACUGCUCAUCUUUCAGUUCUUGCUCCACCAAAACUGGAGAAAGAACUCAAGGAUCAGAAAAUAACUGCUGGGGAUCAGUUCAAGGUCAAACUGCCAUUUAGUGGCACAGGACCUUUUGAGCUCAAGGUCAAGAAAGAUGGGAAGGAGGUUCAGGAGAGUGAUAACAUCAAAAUCAGUCUGUUUGAUGAUUUUGCUACUUUUGUUAUAAAAGAGUCAGAAAGAGGGGAUUCUGGGAAAUACACCAUUGAAAUCAGCAAUGACAGUGGCACAGCAUUAGCACCAUUUCAGCUAAAGGUCACCAGUCCACCGGGAGCCCCAACAGGCCCACUGGCUGUGUCUGACAUCACCAAACAUUCGUGCCGUUUGGCAUGGAAACCUCCCCAGGAUGAUGGAGGAAGCAAAAUCACCAGCUACCUGAUUGAGAGGCAGGAGAUUGGCAAACCAUACUGGGUUACAGUUUCGUCUCAUUGUAAGGAUACAAAUAUUGAUGUUCAAGGAUUGUAUGAAAACAGUCAGUAUCUCUUUAGAGUGGCAGCUGUCACUGAGAAUGGUCCUGGAGAAUUUUUGCAAGCAGAGAGUCCUAUCAUUGCAAAGAUGCCAUUUGAUGCUCCUGACUCACCUGGUGUGCCUGAAGCAACAGAAAUAGGUGGAGACUUUGUCAGCUUGACCUGGAGCAAACCUAAAUCAGAUGGCGGUGGUAGGAUCACCGGCUACUGGGUGGAGAAGAGGGAGCACGGAACAGACAAAUGGUCUCGGGUCAACACCAAUCCUUGCAUCACAACCAUGAUCAAUAUUCCAAACCUCCUUGAGGACCGUCACUACGAGUUCCGUGUUUUUGCUGAGAAUGAAGCUGGCUUGAGCAAACCUUCCUUUGUUUGUAACCCCAUCAAGAUUAAAGAUCCCCAUGCUGCUAAGAUUCCUGAAUUCACCUCAGGCUUAAGGAAAGUCCAGGCAGUUGAAGGCGGUUCAGCCUGGUUUGAAUGUACAGUCUCAGGAAACCCUAAACCGGAUGUUCAAUGGUACAAAGGUGUUCGGGAAAUUUUCGACAGUAAUAAGUUUGAGAUCAGAGUUGAUGGAGACACACAUGUUUUGAUAGUAAAAGAUGUCUACGGUGAAGAUGCUGAUGAGUACUCCAUUCGAGCCACCAACAAGGGGGGAAGUCGGAUAUCUAGAGCUGAACUUGAAAUUAAAUCUCCUCCAAAGAUCAAUGUUCCACCUAGAUUCCGUGACCUUUGCACUUUUGAAAAGGGUGAGAAUAUUGUCUUAAAGAUCCCUUUCACUGGCAAUCCCAAACCAACUGUGAAAUGGGUCAGAGACAAGGAAGAUAUCAAAGGAGCCAGGUUUCACACAGAAGUGACAGAUCGGCAUGCCAUUCUCACAAUCAAGGACACAAGCAAAAUGGAUGACGGACCUUAUAGACUGAUACUGGAAAACGACUUGGGGUCAGACUCUGCUAUUUUCAAGGUUCAAGUCAAUGAUCGUCCAGACCCGCCCAGAUUCCCAGUGGUUGAGAAUAUUCGAGAUGACUCUGUUGUGUUGUCUUGGAAGCCACCUCUCAAUGAUGGUGGUAGUUUCAUUACGGAGUAUACUAUAGAGAAACAGGAACCACCAAGUGAUAAGUGGGUUAGAGUGGCCUCCACAAGGUUCACAUUUCAUAAUGUGUCAGGACUUUCUCCCAACAAAGAAUACUCAUUCCGUGUGUUUGCAGACAAUUUCUAUGGUCGCAGUGACCCAUGUCAGCCCACAGCUCCCAUCAAGACUGAGGAACCGGAGUCUGUACGCAAGAAGAGACAGUUGGAGGAUGAACAUGGCCGCAGAAUCCGAGGAAAGUAUGAUGGUCCUAAGAUCCUUGACUAUGACAAAUUUUAUGAGGAUAUCUGGAAGAAAUACGUGCCCCAGCCAGUGGAGGUCAAACAAGGAAGUGUUUAUGAUUACUAUGACAUCCUUGAGGAGUUGGGCAGUGGAGCUUUUGGUGUUGUCCAUCGCUGUAUUGAGAAAGCUACAGGAAGAGUGUUUGUGGCCAAGUUCAUCAACACACCUUAUCCCCUGGAUAAGCACACAGUGAAGAAUGAAAUCUCUAUUAUGAACCAGCUGCAUCACCCAAAACUGAUCAACCUUCACAAUGCCUUUGAGGACAAAUAUGAAAUGGUGCUCAUUCUAGAAUUCCUGUCAGGCGGGGAACUAUUUGAUCGAAUUGCUGCAGAAGACUACAAGAUGUCAGAAGCUGAGGUGAUCAACUACAUGAGACAAGUUUGUGAAGGCUUGAAGCACAUGCAUGAGCACAGCAUUGUACAUCUGGACAUCAAGCCAGAAAACAUUAUCUGUGAAACAAAGAAAGCCUCCAGUGUCAAGCUCAUUGACUUUGGCCUGGCUACAAAACUCAACCCUGAUGAAAUUGUUAAAGUGACCACAGCCACAGCAGAGUUUGCUGCCCCUGAGAUUGUUGACAGGGACCCCGUGGGUUUCUACACUGAUAUGUGGGCUGUCGGGGUCUUGGCUUACGUUUUACUUAGUGGUCUGUCACCAUUUGCUGGAGAAGACGACCUGGAGACGCUGCAGAAUGUCAGGCGCUGUGACUGGGAGUUUGAUAAUGAUGCCUUCUCUAGUGUUUCACCAGAGGCCAAAGACUUCAUUAAAAGUUUGCUCCUCAAAGAUCCAAAAAAACGCAUGACAGUUCAUGAUAGUCUGGAACAUGCUUGGUUAAAGGGUGAUCACAGCAACUUGAAUAGCAGAAUCCCAUCUAGCAGAUAUGACAAGAUCAGGCAGAAAAUCAAAGACAAAUAUGCUGACUGGCCAGCACCGCAGCCAGCUAUUGGUCGCAUUGCUAAUUUCAGCUCACUUCGUAAACACAGACCGCAGGAGUAUCAGAUCUAUGACAGCUACUUUGAUCGCAAAGAGGCAGUUCCUAGAUUUGUCCGUAAACCUCGCAGUCAGAUAGCAACAGAAGGCGAGGUUGCCAAGUUUGACUGUAAAAUUAUCGCAGCCUCUGCACCAAUUGUUACCUGGUAUAAGUCUGAUAGCUUGCUUGGGCAGAGCUACAAGCACAUGCAGAAGUACAGUGGAUCUGAGUAUGAGCUGAGAGUGUCCAGGGUUAAACUGGAUGACCAGGGAGAAUAUGUUGUCAGAGCAGAAAAUUCAUUUGGUCGUAAGGAUGAGAGAGCCAAGCUGACAGUUCAACCUGGGUUAGAUAGGCGGGUUACACCAAGCAGAGAGACAACAUCAAUGAGAAAAAAACGAGUAUUUGAAGAGAAAGAGUUUGAAAAACCCAAACAAGAACAGAGUCCAGCAUUUAGCUUUGACCUUCGCCCUAGAACAAUCCAGGCUUCUUCGGAAUUUAAACUCAUCUGCUGUGUGCAAGCCCAUCCUCCACCAAAG